Onthophagus taurus is the source of this 1786-nucleotide messenger RNA. RefSeq lists its product as uncharacterized. NCBI's taxonomy places the organism in Eukaryota, Metazoa, Arthropoda, Insecta, Coleoptera, Scarabaeidae. Gene Ontology annotation, biological process: triglyceride biosynthetic process. Gene Ontology annotation, cellular component: plasma membrane. The record is from RefSeq and is a predicted model, not a curated record.
AUGUUUAUUAAUAACUCCGUUAAUUUCUUAUCGCAAAAUUUAUUUUUUUACACUAUCACGAAAAUUAGGUCAAUACUCGUGUUCACUCGCAAUUUCUUUCAGUGUUUUCGGAGAAGAGGCAUCAUGAAAGUUGUAUUCCAUCAAUUUGUAUCAAUAUAUUGCUUCAUCAAAAAUUUGGUAGGAAUACCGCCGGGAUUUCUUAAAAAAGAAUCUGGUUUCGUUGGGUUAUUAAUACAAACAUGUCUUGUAACAUUAUCGAUUAUAACCAUGACGGUUUUGAACGUUUUUAUGUUAAUUAUACAGUGUUUUUUGUGGGGGAUGGAUUUGUGGUUAACUUGUAAACUCGGCAACAAUUACGGAGGUCGAUUACAAGGAUUAGAUGGUUAUUUUGAAUCCACGGAGGAAAAAAUAGGCGUUGCAUGCAUGAUAAUUUUGAAUCACAACGAAGAUGAUUUCACCCUUAAAAAGCGCGUUCAAGAAAUGUUUAAAACUGUACAUAACAGUUCUUAUAAGUUAUCCUGUACCGUGGAAAGAUGUUUGGGGUACGCCUAUUACCUAAAGAAUCAAUUAACUUCGGAGGAUUGCUUCAACAUUAAUAAUGUUAGUAAUAAAGAAUGUUUAAGUAGGGAAGAAUUGUUUGAAUAUAUCGAAAAUAAAUACAUGAUUAAUCUUUGUAACCAAAAAAGAUUGUGGUACGGUGAAAUAUUUACUCAGCCAAUUUUGUGGGACAAAGAAAAUAAAUCGCAAAAGCAAACAGCGAUUUUAUUCGUAUUUAGACAUUGUUUAGGCGAUGGCCCUUCUCUUCUAGGAUUAUUAAAUAACGUUAUGGUGCAUAAAGAGCAACCUGAACCUAUGCAACUUAAUGCGAGGAAUAAAACAGUUCCCACCUUCACCUUGGAUUAUACUUAUUUUUAUCGCAACCCAUUAAGUAAUCAAAUAGAUGAACCCGCGUUUCAAACUCCACAUAAUAAACGUCACGUUGUUUUUUAUUUAGAAGAUAAAAUAAAAUAUAUUCCUAUAAUAAAAAAACUUAAAAAUAAGCUCCAAGUUGGAUUUGGUGAAAUAUUAAUGGCUGGUUUAACAGCUAGCUUAGCAAAUAUUUUAGCGAAAAGAGGUAAGGUUAUGGAUAAAUGUACAACGAGUAUUAUACUUAAACCAAUCGACGAAGACAUAAUUAACGGAACUUAUGAUCACAAUAAUAUAACUAAUAAAUCAACGGGAAUCUUUAUCAAUGCCCUUGUGAGUAUGCAGAAAGGAUCGUCUAUGUUGGAUCGGAUCAAAUCGAUUAAAAUUGAAGUCGAAAAAUCGAAACGUUCUGUUGAUAGCUUAGCGAUUCAAACAUUUUCAAAGUUAUUACAUUUAAUACCAACGUCCUUGAUUAAAUAUAUCGGGGCAAUUACUUCGAACAUAACAGCAGGGCUGAGUAAUAUUGGAGGAUUACAAACAGUGUCAUUGGCUGGGUGUGACAUAAAAGCAGUAAUGAUGUUUACUCCGUUUCUGCAAAACAUUGGUUUUAGAUUACACGUAUUCUCGUAUGAAAACCGUCUUCAAUUGGCUCUAAGUUUGAAGGAGAAUAUGGUGCGAAGUAGAGAGGAGGCGCAGGAGAUUAUUGAUAAUAUCUUUGUAUAUGUUGAUAAAUUAAGUGAAGAAUUAAAUAUAUGAUAGAUUUGUUUAAAAUUUUAAAAUAAAUAAUGGAAAAUUUGAAACAAACUAACUUCGUAUUACUGCGAUAUGCAAUGUUGAUAUUUUAAAACAAAAUCAUUAAUAAAAAUUCUUUAUAACAUAA